This is a messenger RNA of Cydia splendana, 1047 nucleotides long. Its product is annotated as cathepsin B-like. Bases 19 to 1035 code for a protein of 338 amino acids. Gene Ontology annotation, cellular component: lysosome. NCBI's taxonomy places the organism in Eukaryota, Metazoa, Arthropoda, Insecta, Lepidoptera, Tortricidae. The transcript has a single exon. Gene Ontology annotation, molecular function: cysteine-type endopeptidase activity. Gene Ontology annotation, biological process: regulation of catalytic activity. The record is from RefSeq and is a predicted model, not a curated record.
UUGUGGAGCUCUACAGCAAUGUCAUUUUCAGUCAAAUACUGCAUCAUACUCUUUGUUGCUGCUUACGCAGCGGCCAAAGAUACCUUUCAUCCACUCUCCGACGAGUUCAUAUCUCUGAUUAACUCAAAACAAACCUCUUGGAAAGCUGGCCGAAACUUCCUAUUGGACACUCCGAGUACCCACAUCGAGAAGCUAAUGGGAGUCAUCGAGGAUCCAUUAUAUUCUACGCUGCCCCCCAAAGUUCAUGACGCUGACCUGAUAGCAAGCCUACCGGAGAACUUCGACCCGAGACAGAAAUGGCCUAAUUGUCCAAGUCUAAAUGACAUAAGAGACCAAGGAUCGUGUGGAAGUUGCUGGGCCUUUGGAGCUGUAGAAGCCAUGACUGACAGAAUUUGCACUUACUCAAACGGCACAAAACAAUUCCACUUCUCUGCUGAUGACCUGGUAAGUUGCUGCGAGUUUUGUGGAUUCGGUUGUUAUGGUGGUAUUCCAUCAGCAGCGUGGUUGUACUGGGAAUAUUUCGGCAUUGUAUCUGGAGGGCCAUAUAAUUCGUCGCAAGGUUGCAGGCCUUAUGAGAUUCCUCCUUGCGAGCACGGCGUAGAUGGAAACAGACCGAAAUGUGAAGCACCUGAUGAAACACCUGAUUGCGUAGAAAAAUGUGGAUCGGGAUAUAAUGUUGAAUAUAUUAAAGACAAGCAUGAAGCAAAAGUUGCUUAUUCUGUUAGCGGAGAAGAUCAUAUUAAAGCGGAAUUGUACGCUCACGGUCCCGUUGAGGCUGGGUUUCAAGUAUACGAGGAUUUCAUUCAUUACAAGAGCGGAGUAUAUUCUUACACAUCAGGGAUACUUAAAGGGGGUCACGCUAUCAAAAUCUUGGGAUGGGGUGUCGAGAAUGGAAAGAAAUACUGGUUGUGUGCUAAUUCCUGGAACAGUGACUGGGGUGAUAAAGGAUUCUUCAAAAUACUGCGAGGUGAAGACCAUUGCGGCAUCGAAAGUGGAGUUGUAGCCGGAGAACCUGAUUUAGAUGGAUUUAAAUAAAUAUGUAAAAGU